Messenger RNA from Oppiella nova, 817 nucleotides. Lineage: Eukaryota; Metazoa; Arthropoda; Arachnida; Sarcoptiformes; Oppiidae. The record is from the annotation of a GenBank genome assembly.
ACAAUUCACUUAUAAAUACGAUUAAAUAAUACAUAAAUACAAAAUAAUUUUAUUUUGCCAACCAUAUUAAAUUGUGCAUUUUUAUAAUUUAAUAUAAUUUAUUUUAUACUUUUAAUAAAAGUUAAACAUCGUUAUAAUUAAAUUCACUCAAAAUGAGACACAUUUUAAUAGUAUUAUCGUUCAUGUUUAUAGUCGUCAACAAUUACUGGCUUAAUUGUGUGGCUGAAAAUGAUCUGGAAAGGUUACACAAAAUUCAAUCACUACUGUGUGUCCCCAAUAAGACGGACACAGCUAUUGUGGAUAAAGUGAUUGAAUGCGAACACAAACACAACAUAACGGCUGAAGGGAUAGCGUUUGCUAAGAAACUCGAAACCAAACUAACUGAUUGCUCAAAUAAAGCUAAUGUGAGCGCCUACACCAAAGUGGAUCAGACGGUUAUGGUGCGCAAGCAAGCAUUGAUUAUGUAUUGCGAUAAAGAGUUUUUCAAUUGUUUGGUCAAAGUGUUUGUCGAUAAUAAAGAUUUAAUGAAUGAGCAAGGUCGUAUAGACAAGUCACAAGAUGAAGCGGUUAAAGCUAAAACUUAUCAAUGCGUACUCGACGUGUUCAAGAAUUAGCGAUGACAAACUAUGAACAUGAACCAGAACAAUUAAUUUGAUAGUCACCACUACUCUUUAUUCGUAUAAUUGAACAUUUAUUUUCGCACUUAGGGGCCAUUCAAUAAGUACGUACGCAAAAAUUUGUCUAAAAAUUGACCCCCCCAUCCAGUGCGUACGUACUUAUUGAAUGAUCCCUUAUUAGAAAACUAAAUAUUUAACAU